Messenger RNA from Seminavis robusta, 888 nucleotides. The record is from the annotation of a GenBank genome assembly. Lineage: Eukaryota; Bacillariophyta; Bacillariophyceae; Naviculales; Naviculaceae.
AUGCAGCCCGCUGACUUUGCCCAGCAAGAACUUCCGCUCUUGUACAAGACCAAGUCCAUCAAGAGACUGGAUCCCAACACCUACGUGUUCCACUGCACUACUCGGAACGAUGCGGGAGGACGAUGCAAUCGCAACAUGUUGGUAGUGGCCAGCGAUACAGAAGGUGGAGAGCUCUCCUUGAUUGAUCCUCUUCGCAUCACCGAAGAAGGGGAACGCAAACUACGAAAAUUGGGUACCGUGACACGCAUCAUUCGGCUGGGACCUACCAUGCAUGCCGCCGAGGAGGACUCCUACUAUUUGAACAAUUUUCCCAACUGUCAACGAUGGGCUCCAGGAGAAUUUCUCAAUUCCCUCGAUCUACCCGUGGAUUUCAAAAUGACAGAAUCAGGACAAACGCCCUUUCCGCUCUGCAAAGUUUUUAUCUUUAAAGAAACUGCACAUCCAGAAGCUGCUUUGUUGCUCUACCGAGACGGCAAACAUGGGAAUUUAUUAGUUACUGGUGAAUGUUUGCAGCAUCAGCUAGAUAACGAAUUUGUCAACAUGCCUGUUGUGGCCAAAUUCAAAUUGGCGGGAUUGUUGGAAAGCGAUAUUGUGGUGAGUCAACAGUGGCUCAAAGUCAUGAUGCCAACCGCAACGGCUGUUGCGAAAACAAAAUAUGGCGGGAAUUACAAAGACUCCCGGACCAAUCGACCCCGUAUGCGACGAAUGAGUUCCUUGUCGGGAUCCCAAAAAGCAAUUCGGGGAGACUUUAUGAGGUUAUUGGGGAUGAACUUUCAGCGCAUGUUGAGUACCAGUGGCAAUGUGGUCAAGUACGGUGCCAAAAAAGGUGCUGUGCUAGCUGUGGAAUACGCAUUCCCUCUGUGGGAGCGGUCCACUCGAGGAAUGUGA